CGAGCUGGCGGGCGAUGGGAAGGGGCUGAAAUUACAGUGAAGCAGCCUGCGGUGUUGUAUCGUGUGGAGUGUUUGCAUCUUAAUAACUGGCAGAGGAGCAGUCGGAUUUAACCCCAAUAACUGGUGCCACGGAAAGAGGGCGUUUUAUAUGCUUAACACUGUAAAACAUAUCAUUGAAUGUAAUUAAUUGGCUUGUUGAUGCAAUUUCUCGUUGGAAGAUCGAUAUUAGCCCCAGGAAGAAACAUCGAGUUGCUAACACUGGGCAGCUCAGCCAGAGGAGCUUGCACACAGCUGCGGAAGUUUGGAGAAUGCUGUUCAAGCUGAUGUUCUUUGCUGUUGGAGUGCUGUUUCAGGUCAUACUGUGCCUUGGUGACCACGAAAAUAAAGACUUUCCUUCAGCCUCUAAUGGUGAGAUGUUUCCAUGGAACAAGAUGAGACUACCUGAUAAGGUCAUUCCAGUCCACUACGACCUUCAGAUACACCCAAAUUUGACCACUUCAAACUUCACAGGAUUAGUUAAGAUACAGGUUCUUAUCAGACAAGAAACCAGCAUCAUCAUCCUCCAUUCCAAGCACCUGGAUCUCAGUAGGGCAACUAUUGCAUUAACCAAGGAUGGAGUUACAUACCCAGAAAGCAGUUUGUACAUUUUAGAAUACCCACCUUUUGAGCAAAUAGCACUGGAGAAUGCUAAGCCUCUGGAUAGUGGAGAGACAUAUAUUCUUAACAUUUAUUAUACAGCCAAUCUAUCUGAUGGCUUUUACGGCUUUUAUAAAAGUAGUUACCAAACACCAGAAGGGGAAAAGAGAACUCUUGCAUCAACCCAUUUUGAACCCACCUUGGCGCGGAUGGCCUUUCCUUGUUUCGACGAACCAUCUUUCAAAGCCAAUUUUUCAAUCAAGAUAAAAAGGGAGAAGCAGCAUAUUGCACUGUCCAACAUGCCCAUUGUUAAAUCUUUGCCAACAGCUGGAGGACUUUUUGAAGACCACUUCGACAUGAGUGUGAGGAUGAGCACCUACUUGGUGGCAUUCAUCGUCUGUGAUUUUAAAUCUGUCAGUGCAGUAACAUCAACGGGAAUUAAGGUGUCUAUAUAUGCUGCCCCAGAUAAGUGGGAUCAAACACAUUAUGCUCUGGAGGCAGCUGUGAAGCUACUGGAAUUUUAUGAACAUUACUUCAAUAUCCACUACCCCCUUCCAAAGCAGGAUCUGGUUGCAAUCCCUGAUUUUGAGUCAGGAGCCAUGGAAAACUGGGGAUUAACCACUUACAGGGAGACCUCUCUACUCUAUCAUCCAACAACGUCCUCAGCAUCAGACAAACUGUGGAUUACCAUGGUGAUAGGUCAUGAACUGGCUCAUCAGUGGUUUGGUAAUCUGGUGACAAUGGAAUGGUGGAAUGACAUCUGGCUGAAUGAAGGGUUUGCCAGGUAUAUGGAGUUUGUCUCUGUUGAUGCCACCUAUCCUGAUUUACAAGUUGGUGAUCAUUUUUUGAGCACAUGUUUCGCAGCAAUGGGAAGAGACGCAAUGAAUUCCUCACGUCCCAUAUCUACAUCAGCAGAAAAUCCUACUCAGAUAAAGGAAAUGUUUGAUACCGUUUCUUAUGAAAAGGGAGCAUGCAUUCUGCACAUGUUGAGAAAUUUUUUGACAGAUGAACUUUUCCAAAGUGGCCUCGUUCGUUACCUUCGAAAAUUCAGUUACAGGAAUACCAGGAGUGAAGAUCUGUGGAACAGUAUGGCCAAUACUUGUACAAAGGAAGACUUUACUUCAGGUGGAUUCUGCUACAGUGGUUCACGAGCCGCAAAGAAUGCCUACCACUCUGCAGGGGAGCAUCUAGACGUCAAGGAGAUUAUGAACACUUGGACACUUCAGAAGGGAAUACCAGUGAUAAUUGUCGAACAUAUUGGAACUUCACUCAGGGUACAACAGGAGCGCUUUCUUAAGGGAAUUCUCCCAGAGGACCCCUCAUGGGCUUCACUACAAUCUGGCUACCUUUGGCACGUACCACUAACUUAUAUCACAAGCAAUUCUAAAACAAUUGGUAGACAUCUUCUGAAAACAAAAUCCGAUCACAUCGAAAUAGAAAGAGAAGCUCAAUGGGUAAAAUUUAAUGUGGACAUGAAUGGUUAUUACAUUGUACAUUACGCGAAUGGCGGAUGGGAUGCAUUGAUUAAUCUGCUUGAUAAGAACCACACACUUCUGAGCCAGAAGGACCGAGCAAAUCUGAUUCAUAAUGCUUUCCAGCUAGUCAGUGCAGGAAAGCUUUCACUUGACCGAGCUCUUGACUUGACCCGUUACCUCCAACAUGAGAUUAAAAACAUCCCAGUGUUACAGGGUCUGGGUUACCUGGAGCUAUUUUACAGAAUGGUUGUGAAUAGAAAUAUCACCGAUGUUGCCACAAAUCUAAAGAACUAUAUCCUUAAGUUUUUCAAGCAUCUAAUUGAUUAUCAGUCAUGGACUGAUGAUGGCACAGUGUCAGAUCGACUGUUACGGUCCGACCUCCUGGAACUUGUCUGUGACCUCGAAUACCUUCCUUGUGUUCAGAAGGCAUCAGCUUAUUUUAAUCAGUGGAGGAUGUCCAAUGGUACCAUGAAUUUGCCAACAGAUAUCCUGAAGACUGUGUACGCUGUAGGUGCCCAGAGUAGUGAUGGAUGGGACUACCUCCUGACGAAAUACACGCAGUCACUUUCAGGUGCCGAAAAGAGUAAAAUUAUGUCUGCUUUGGCAAGCACCAGAAAUUCAGAAAAACUAGCACGGUUGUUGGAACUCAGUUUGCAAGGGGACAUCAUUAAGUUACAGAAUCUAGCCCAUGUUGUGGUGACAGUGAGCAGGAACCCAUAUGGACAACUCCUUGCCUGGAAUUUUGUGAAGCAAAACUGGAGCAAAUUGAUGGAAAAGUUUCAGCUUGGUUCAUCCACUGUUCGAUGGCUUAUAAUUGGAACAGUAUCUUCCUUUUCAUCAAAGGAAGAAUUGGAAGAGGUGGAGAUGUUUUUUGAUUCUAUCAAGGAGCAGAGCUCCCAGCUGAGAUGCACUCAGAUUGCACUGGAAAACAUCCAGAAGAACAUCAGGUGGCUGGAGAGGAAUCUGGAUGUCCUCAGGAGCUGGUUACAGAAUGUACUUGUAAACCCAUAGAUAUUAGGGAAUUUGACAAAUCAAAGUCCAGCUUGUUCUUUUCACUUUGUUUCAAUGGCUUCAGAACGUGGAUCUUAACACUUGUCAGUAUGGUUCUUGCCAUGGUUAAAGUUGUUAAGGGUCCAUAGAUGAUUAUUAGACUAUAGAAGGUAAAACAAAUAUAUGCCGUGCAACAGGUGAAUACUGUUUUCUCUAUUCAGUUAACAAAGGUUACUCUAUAACCACAAGAUAAGAUUGCAAUCUAAUUAUGACAUUUGCUUCCCUCUUGAACACACACAGAAACACACACCUUCCUAUAUAUUGUUUGGUUUGUAAUUUUAAACAAAGUGUCUGAAAGAAACUUUCAAAUGCAUUGAUUCAAAUCAAUCAACCCACUGGAAAAUACUGACUGACUCAUUCUAAAUCCAGAAAGACAUCUGCAUGAAUAUUCUAUAUUGCAAAAGUUCAGAAUAUUUUCACUUGUACAGCCAGUGAUUAAAAUUGAGUGUAAUGUUUGAAUGAAUUCUGCUCUUCAGACCACGAAUCGGUCAGUGUGACAUUUAUGUGGAUCACUAAGGUCAAAGAAUGGGCUGACACUUCAUAAUGUUUGAUUAAGUAAUCCUCCUGCCAAUUUUCUCUGGUAAACUUUUAUAUUUUCUGUUUUCUUCCAAUUCUGUCCCCCACAAACACGUGAUGCUUGUUACAUCUGUUCUCACUGCUCAGCUCCAACCACCAGUUGAUUUGGAAAAAGGCAUAUUUGCAAUUGCAGAUGUUGCUCACGAGGAUCCAAUCAAACACUUUCUAUGUCAUUGUUUUUUGUUAGAAAGCACUAAAUGUUAGGACAGUGACACAUUCAGCAUAAUGCAUCAAUUAAUAAAUAAAUGCUUUUGUAUUUGGAUCCUCAUUGAUAGAAUAAACUAUACUUGAUUUUCACAUUGAGUUGUGAUUGUGUUGCAGAAGGAACUUUGCUUUCAAGGCAAAUAACAAUUAUAUUUUUGACUUUCAUAAAUGUUAAAACCUUUAUUGCAAUUAAUUUUAUUUUCACAUUCAACUGUAAUAAGCUGGUUCCUUCUACACAAAAGUUAUAAUGCUAUUUUUGUACUCAAAAUUACACCAUUUCUUUUAACCUAAUAUAUAUUAAAAUAGAAUUUAAUUCUGAAAUUCAGUAUGCAUAUACUUCCUCCCAAUUGCAUGAACUCUGAAUUGAAAGUUCUCUCAUUUUAUUGCCCUCCAAAUAAUUUGCCUUUUGUAAAGUUCUGUCUGCAAUAAACAAAAUCCAGCACAGAAUCUAUGCCCCUUAAAUGAUCCUAAAACCAAUGAAUUAAUAAAUGCACUCACUGAGUGACAAGAAUUUUUUGAAAACAAGAACUCUUCUGAUCACUAGUAGGUCACGAUUGCUUUGAACAAUAAUGCACCCUCAUGGUGAUGUGCUCUGAAGCUAUCCUUGUGAAGGACUGCACAGGUAUACAUGCAUGAAAAAACAGCAAGAUUAAAAGACCUGAAUAAUUCUAGAUGAAUAUAAGACCUUUGUAUAUAACGUAAAUUUCAUUUAAGGUACUCCUUAUUGUUUGAAUAUUGAGCAUUUAAUGUGAUAUAAUAAAGCCUUUUUCAUACCUCAGGCUCCAUAUAAACAAACUGCUCUCCUCUGUGCUCACUCUAGCAGUAAGCAGCGUCUGUGUUAGAUUAUAGGAAAAAUUUGUUGUGAUCAUAUAUAAGGAAUUAUUAGAAGUGAUUAGUUUGGGGGAAAAAACUUUUUUUAAAACUGAUGCACUGAGUGCAUUUUUAGCUGCAUAAUCUAAUAAAGUUGUGGUUGUUGCUCUGAAGCCAAGAGGUAAAUGUAUUCUCUCUCUCUCUCUCUCUCUCUCUCUCUCGCUCUCUCUCUCUGCAGUACAUCAGGAAAGAGAAAUCAUUGGUUCAUCCAGUUCACACUUUCAAAGCUCCCAUCAACUUCCUUAAGUGAUUUUAGAACUGUUUGUGUUAUCCCAUUUCCCAAAAGGAAUUGUAUUUACUUGAUCCUCUCUUCCUUUGAAUCCUUUGGCUCACUUUGGAAUAGGUACUAGCAGCAACAAAGCCAUUCAACGGAUGAAUCCACUGUGAAUUUUAUAGUCUUUUCAUCAUUAAAAGCCAUUCAGCUUAGCUGAUGCCUUUCUUAGUUAAUAUCCAUACAUGUGUUCAUUGAAAUGUGGAUUGCUAGAUCAUGAUUGUUCAGAAAUUCCUAAUUAAUGAUUUCUAUCUAACCUGAGAGUAUGAAGUCUAAUUCAACUGCACGAACUGUAUCCUCACUUGAAAUCAGUAAAUUCAACAAAAACAGCUUUAAGUGUAGGACUUUACUUUGUGUAAUUUAGGAUAAUGUUAUUCAAAUCUCAAAAUGCUGAUACAAUUUAACUUCUGACAAAAAAGAUUACACAUUCCAACAUAGAUUAUUAAAAAAUGGCUCUCCUGAGAGCAAGAGAGGCCAAGAAAGUCCACUGUUCCUGUUAUGUUAAAUCUGCUAUGUUGGACUUGAGUUAGAAAGAGAGAGAAAUUGCAAGUAUACUAUCAGAAUGAAAGUUCUGACAAAUGUUAUUUUUGGCUAAAUUUUAGAUGAAAGUUUGGUUUUACCAGUUUACAAUAAAAAUAUUAUUGAAAUCUACAGAUUGAUUUUUUUUUAGAGAAAUAGUGCUUUGAAAUCUCUUGUGCAGAUGGCUUCUAGUAUUAUAAUAAAGUA
Messenger RNA from Pristis pectinata (smalltooth sawfish), 5808 nucleotides. RefSeq names its product endoplasmic reticulum aminopeptidase 2 (gene erap2). Gene Ontology annotation, molecular function: metalloaminopeptidase activity; zinc ion binding; peptide binding. Gene Ontology annotation, cellular component: cytoplasm. Lineage: Eukaryota; Metazoa; Chordata; Chondrichthyes; Rhinopristiformes; Pristidae. Gene Ontology annotation, biological process: proteolysis; peptide catabolic process. The record is from RefSeq and is a predicted model, not a curated record. The transcript is spliced from 19 exons. Bases 309 to 3122 code for a protein of 937 amino acids.